UAGUAGAUCAUGUAUAUCAUCUGCUCAUCGCAGUGAAUGCAAGCUCAUACAUGGAAAGUUAGCUCCGCGCGCAACAAACAAAAAGUGAAAAGGAGGCCGGGGUAGUACAUACCAAAACAUGCAGCUGGCUUUGGUGUGCAUGCAGACAUGGAAGCGUGCAACAGAUCGUGCACACAUGACAUGGCAUGGCCGCUGGCGUGGCGGCACACAUGUGUUGUACACUGUUCGUUCAAUUCUCCGAUUGAAAAAAGCGCACGUAACGUCGCAUAUACAUACGACACGACGGGCGACGACGGCGACGGCCGUGCAGAGUGCAGGUGAAGAUGAUGAAGAACUACCCUGGUCCUGCUAGCAGCAGUAGUGUUGCUGUAGAGGUGAAGAAGGGGUCAUGGAGCCCCGAGGAGGACGCCCUGCUGACCAGGCUGGUGGAGCAGCACGGGCCCCACCGCUGGAGCCUCAUCAGCGCCCCAAUCCCUGGCCGCUCCGGCAAGUCCUGCCGACUCCGCUGGUGCAACCAGCUCAGCCCCGACGUGCACCACCGCCCUUUCACGCCGCACGAGGACGCGCUCAUCCUCGCCGCUCACGCCCGCUACGGCAACAAGUGGGCCACCAUCGCGCGCCUCCUUCCCGGCCGCACCGACAACUCCAUCAAGAACCACUGGAACUCCAACCUCCGGAGGUGCAGGCGCCGAGCGGCGGCGGCGGCGGUGGCCUCCCGACCGCAGGUGCAGGACAGCGACGACGCUCCUGCUGCUGCUGCUGCUCAUGAUGAUCAGCCGGCGGCUGUGGUUGCUGCUGGUGGUUUAGGUGGUGGCAACAGCAGCAGCGGUCUGCCGCCUGCAGCAGCAGGGGCCGCAACUGCCGAGGCCGAGCCGUCUCUGUCCCUCAGCCUUGGCCUCCCGCUGCCAGCAGCAGAACCAGCUGAAGCCGCGGCUGACGACGAGAGCCGCAACAGCCAGGGCCAGGCAUCGCCGUUACUGGAGGAAGGAGAAGGAAACGCGCAGCUGUUGGCAGUGGUGCGCCGGAUGGUCAGGGAGGAGGUGCAACGCCAGACGGGACAGCUCGCCUACUCGCUCAUGGCCGCAGCAGCAGCCAGAGCCAAGGGACACCACCGUUAAUCUGUGUGUGAUCCAUUGUGCAUGCUGCUGCUGCUGCUGCUUCUUGGAUUUCCCCUCCUUUCUCCGAUAUGAUCCUCUCUGCCAAGUGUAUUUUGUUUUCCUUCGUUUCUUGUACUACCUUCCCUUCCAUACUUGUUUUCGUUUAUGCAAUUGCGAUUGGACUUCAUGA
Messenger RNA from Zea mays, 1287 nucleotides. RefSeq names its product transcription factor MYB77. Gene Ontology annotation, biological process: regulation of DNA-templated transcription. The transcript has a single exon. Gene Ontology annotation, molecular function: DNA-binding transcription factor activity, RNA polymerase II-specific; RNA polymerase II cis-regulatory region sequence-specific DNA binding. Gene Ontology annotation, cellular component: nucleus. The record is from RefSeq and is a predicted model, not a curated record. The coding region runs from base 324 to 1118 and encodes 264 amino acids. NCBI's taxonomy places the organism in Eukaryota, Viridiplantae, Streptophyta, Magnoliopsida, Poales, Poaceae.